AUUUCGUGAGUCGUCGGAAAUGACCACAAGGAACAAGUCAUUUCCUUAUAAGGAUCUCUUAUUCUUGCUCACUUACCACCUCGUUGCUGUUUCCUCGGGCCCUCAGUACACUCUCAAUAUGGCUGGUCAGACGAAGCGCCGCAUAGAAACAGAUGUCAUGAAAUUGCUCAUGUCCGACUACGAUGUAUCACUAGUAAACGAUAGUAUGCAGGAGUUCUAUGUCCGAUUUCAUGGCCCGGAAGAAACCCCCUUUACCAAUGGAGUGUGGAAGAUCCACGUUGAACUGCCCGACCAAUACCCGUACAAAUCGCCCAGUAUCGGCUUCAUGAACAAGAUCUUUCAUCCGAAUAUCGACGAACUAAGCGGUUCCGUGUGCUUGGACGUCAUAAAUCAGACUUGGUCUCCAAUGUUUGAUAUGAUCAAUAUAUUCGAAGUCUUCCUACCUCAGCUUCUACGAUACCCAAAUCCUAACGACCCCCUGAAUGGAGAAGCAGCUGCACUUCUAAUGCGCCAUCCAGACGAAUACGAAGCCAAGGUGAAAGAGUAUGUACAACGAUUUGCAACCAAGGAAGCUGCAGACGCAGCUACUGAUGGCCAAGAGGAAGACGAGGACGAGGAAAUGAGCGACAUUGGGAGCAUCAGCGACAGCGAGUGAUUCAUGAUGCGCCUAUAAUUCACUGCUCAUACUCCUGCAUUUAUGACCAUCGCACAUUCAUAUCUAAUCAUUAAACGUUGUAUUAUCCGAUCUUCUGACUCUCAUGGUAUUCUUGGAGGGCUUGUUUUGAUUAUCCUGUGUAAUCUAGUAG
Messenger RNA from Lentinula edodes (shiitake mushroom), 806 nucleotides. RefSeq names its product ubiquitin-conjugating enzyme/RWD-like protein. The record is from RefSeq and is a predicted model, not a curated record. Gene Ontology annotation, cellular component: nucleus. The coding region runs from base 20 to 655 and encodes 211 amino acids. Gene Ontology annotation, molecular function: ubiquitin conjugating enzyme activity. The transcript has 7 exons. NCBI's taxonomy places the organism in Eukaryota, Fungi, Basidiomycota, Agaricomycetes, Agaricales, Omphalotaceae. Gene Ontology annotation, biological process: ubiquitin-dependent protein catabolic process; protein polyubiquitination.